AUGGCGAGAUACUCUCAGCCAGCCUAUGAUUUCUAUCAACAAUCUCCCUCCACAUUAAACGCAAAGCCCUCAUAUACGGAAGACGACGAGAUGAGUGUAUUAGACGACAAGAUCCUGGACUCGACCUCCCCGGAACUGGCCUCGUCCGUCGGCGACCACCGACGGUCGUCUUACGAACAGGCCCCGGAGGCUUUUGCGCAUCGAGAUUCCGUCUGGUCCGACUUCUCCCAGCAGACCCGUCAUGAGUCCGCCCACCUCGCUCACCCUCUCUUUGAGUCCGCCCCCAACCCCUUCACCCACCCUACCUCUACAUACGGCCACCAGGCAUCCUGGCAGAUCCCCAAGGACUCUGGUUCUUGCACCCCCGCCGCCAUGUAUGAGCCGUUUCCCUCCGAUCUGGACAACGGCUCUUCAGCCCCGUUCUCCGGCGGUGCGGUGGGUCCCGUCAGCUCCAUCAACGUUCCCUCCAUGUCAUAUCGUGCGGGCUUGAACUACCCCGGUGCGGUCGCCAUGUCCCCCCAGUCCAGUCAGGGCUGGAUGCCCGCUGCCACGGACAUUUCCGAUUCCAUCACCCGUCCCACCAAGAGCCCUACCUACCGACAUGGCUCGCCGUUGACGGUUCGACGGGACGGCAUCCGGAAGAAGAACGCUCGUUUCGAGAUCCCGGCGGAGCGCACGCUCAGCAACAUCGACCACCUGAUCAGCCAGUCCACCAACGAGGAUGAGAUCAAGGAGUUGAAACAGCAGAAACGCUUGUUGCGGAAUCGUCAAGCUGCGCUGGAUUCCCGUCAGCGGAAGAAGCUCCACACCGAGAAGCUUGAGGAAGAGAAGAAGCAGUUCACCCAGGUCAUCAACGACCUCGAGGAGGAACUGCAGAAUAUGCGACUGCGCGAAGCCGAGCUGCUCCGUGAGAAGGGCGAGUGGAUGGCCACCCGUGAGGAGGUCUCGCAGUACCUCACCAACAUGCACUUGGAAAAGGACGAGAUGAUCCGGGUGCACACGCUGGAGACCGCGGACCUUCGCAAGAAGAACAACAUCCUCAAGGAGACGGUGGAGAAACUGGAGCGCCAGGGCCGGUCCGCCGCCCCCGCCAACGUGGCCCCCGACUUCUCCGAGUUUGAGAGCAUGAUGGACAGCAGCCCGUGGGAGGACUUCACCAUGGUCAACAGUCUGUCCCUGGACGCGGAUCCCGCGCCCCAGCAGCCGAUGGCCGUGACGACGAACGAGAAGGCCACCGACCGCCCCGCUAACAGCGACUACCCCUUCAGCUGGAACGCCUUCUACAUGUGCCUCCUCUUCGGUGCAUUUGUGGCCUCCAACAACACCGCCUUCACCUCGCGCGCGAUCCCCCAGAUGUCGGAGGAGUACCGUGCGGAGUCGGCCAACGUGCUCAAGGCGGUGCUGUCCGCCACCCCGCCUGAGCUCUCGUCGGCCGGUAACCCGGCCGGCGCCCCGCUGCCGACCACCAUCAGCGGCGCCGAGAUGGCCCAGAUGACCGGGGGUGCCGCUCCCACGUCGAACCUCGACGAGCUGCACAACACGUUGACCAUGGCCACCAAGGAGCAGGAGCAGGAGCAGGUCUUCGCGCUCAACCCAGACCAGUACAACUCCUUGACGACCUUCGAGGACACGGACCCCAGCUACAAGACGCAGCAGCCUUCCAACCUCCAGCAGGCCCUGGCGGCCAUGCGGGGCAAUGCCGUCCACAACCGUGUGCCAUCCAAGGCCACCUCGGACGUGUACUCGCGUUCCUUGAUGUGGGAUCGCGUGCCCGACAAGGUUAUCCAGGAUUUCCGACGGAUGGUCCAGGAGUAUGGCGGCGCGACACCCGUGAAAGAGGAGAACCCCGGAUUCGCCCAAGCCUGA
This is a messenger RNA of Aspergillus campestris IBT 28561, 1866 nucleotides long. RefSeq names its product putative bZIP transcription factor. NCBI's taxonomy places the organism in Eukaryota, Fungi, Ascomycota, Eurotiomycetes, Eurotiales, Aspergillaceae. Gene Ontology annotation, molecular function: DNA-binding transcription factor activity; DNA binding. The record is from RefSeq and is a predicted model, not a curated record. Bases 1 to 1866 code for a protein of 621 amino acids. Gene Ontology annotation, biological process: regulation of DNA-templated transcription. The transcript has 2 exons.